This is a messenger RNA of Saccharomyces mikatae IFO 1815, 1581 nucleotides long. It is a transcript of the gene FAR8, whose product is annotated as Far8p. The coding region runs from base 1 to 1581 and encodes 526 amino acids. The record is from RefSeq and is a predicted model, not a curated record. NCBI's taxonomy places the organism in Eukaryota, Fungi, Ascomycota, Saccharomycetes, Saccharomycetales, Saccharomycetaceae. The transcript has a single exon. Gene Ontology annotation, molecular function: protein binding.
AUGGCCAUCAACCAGACACAUGUUCAUCCUCACUACACGUUACCUGGGGUAAUGCACUACCUGCAAACAGAGUUCACCAAGAAUGAAAGAGAUAGAAUCACAUGGGAGCUGGAAAGAUCGGAAAUGAAGGCAAGAAUUGCUGAACUAGAGGGCGAAAAUAGGGACUUGAAACACCAAUUGAACCAAAUGAAACCGAAAUCUGUUUCUGCUGAAGGUGAAAGGGAAGUAAAGUCUGUAUCUGAUUCAUUAUUGAAAUCCAAGCUGGCCGUUCAAGAAAACGUUAAGGAAAUUAUCUAUUUGCUAAAAAGCCCUAACACGGUUAAUCAGUUAGAGUCACUAAAUAGCAAAGAUGCUGGCGCCCACUUGCAUGAGUUGGAGAAACUGAACGUCAAUACACCUAUUGAUGACGAUGUGGGCGCAAAUGGAAUGGAUAUUUUAAAUAAUGCUCUUUUGGAUAAACCCAAACAAGACUCUCCAAGGGUGUCAUCGCCGACUGAAGUGAAAUCUUUGUUUAGUACAACUAGUAAGCGUGAGAGUAGUGAGACGGUAUCGAAAAUUCAAUCUGAUUUGCAGAAAGUUGAUCUCAUCAGCUCUUUCGGCGAUCUCGUUGCACUUUAUGAUGCAGACAGUAGAUCAUUGGAAAUUCAUCAAGUGGAUCCCAACUUAAAAUCCAAAUCUGUUACGAAGAUUUCUAUAGGGAAAGAUUGCAAUAUUUUAAAAUUUUUAUGGGUUUCAUCCUCCAAAUUCUUUAUUGUUGAUAAUAGUUUGCACUUGAAAUUAUACUCUAUUUCCAGUGCAUCCUUGAUUUCUGAUUUGAACCUAUUACAAGACUCAAAAAACCCUUUUUCGCUCGAUGAUAUCAUCAACAUCGAUUUCAAGAACAAAUGGCUGUUGAUAGCCGGUAACAAUAAACCGCAAAUUAAGAUCUGGGAACUAGGUAAUAUAGAUGCCACUGAAGAUGUUCCAAUUAACAUAAAAGAAGUAUACGGCAUAGAACAUGAUAAUGAAUAUGACGAUAAUAAUGAUUCUGCGGAAAUUUUGGAUUGUAUAUUCGGCAUAACAGAAAAAUCUUUGAUAUUACUAUCUUCAAACCCAUAUCAGCUAACUAUAUAUGAUUUCGAAGGUAAGCCUCUACAAAAAAUUGACUUGAAGGUCGAUACAAUAUUGUCAGGUAAGCCAGAUGAAGAGUGUUACCAUUUAUUCUUGGAUGAGAAAACGUCUAAACUAUUGAUUCAAUUAAGCAACGAAAGGUUACUGGUUUAUUCUUUUGAUAAGAAAAAAAUUGUUUUAAAGGAACAAUUGACUCCAUCAUCAACACUGCCAAUACAGCUCAAUUUAAAUGACAGUAUAAUCUCCAUAUCAUAUAAUAACGGGGACUUUGAGUUUAGAAAUUUAGAGAACUUGAAACCUUUGAUUGACGAAUUCAUCGUAACAAACAUCAACCCCCCAGGAAAUGAAGAGCCUGUCUUGUUUUCUUCAAAUUUGACGGUAGAUUCUAUACCAGUAUUAAUCACCGUGAAUAAAAAUAACGAAGUUCUCUUGCACAAAAUCAAACUAAUUGAUGCAGGCAGAAAAGAAUGA